Messenger RNA from Cyclopterus lumpus (lumpfish), 3449 nucleotides. It is a transcript of the gene crata, whose product is annotated as carnitine O-acetyltransferase a. NCBI's taxonomy places the organism in Eukaryota, Metazoa, Chordata, Actinopteri, Perciformes, Cyclopteridae. The transcript has 14 exons. The record is from RefSeq and is a predicted model, not a curated record. The coding region runs from base 213 to 2126 and encodes 637 amino acids. Gene Ontology annotation, biological process: carnitine metabolic process, CoA-linked. Gene Ontology annotation, molecular function: carnitine O-acetyltransferase activity. Gene Ontology annotation, cellular component: peroxisome.
ACACUGCAUGACUCCUUCAAUAAGUCACACCCACCACGAAGCAACCGUGCUGUGGCGUUCAGCAGCUGUGCUGUCCCCGGUUACACACUCACAGCCAGCCUGUCUCUGUUGGGUCUGACCUAACGCCGAUUAAUAACAGGCUUAUACUUAAUGCUGCACUUUGACCACCGACUGACCGGAACUGGACCUGUGGGCGUUUCUUUGAGGGCAGAAUGUGGGGGAUUUGCAGCAGAACUAUGGUAAAGGUGGGGAUGGCGAAACCCUGUGGCUUAAUGAAACCCUGUCACUUGGUGAAGCCUGUGUCAGUGACUCGGGUCUCUGGCAGAUACCUGACCCACCAGAAGGGACUGCCCAGUCUGCCUGUCCCCCCUCUGCAGCAGACAUGUGAGCGAUAUAUCAGUGCCCUGGAGCCCAUUGUGGAGGUGGAUGAGCUGAAGCACACUAAAGAGCUGGUGGACGAGUUUCAGAAGGCAGGAGGGGUCGGAGAGAGACUUCAAAGAGGCCUGGAAAAGAGAGCACGGAGCACUGAGAACUGGUUGUCAGAGUGGUGGGUGCAGGUUGCUUAUCUCGAUUACCGGUUGCCUGUGGUGGUUCAUUCAAGUCCUGGGUUGGUCUUGCCCCGCAUGAACUUCAGUGAUAAGCAGGGACAGAUAAGAUUUGCUGCCAAACUGAUAGCAGGUGUUUUGGACUUCAAGAUGAUGAUUGACAAUGAGACACUACCUGUGGAAUAUAUGGGAGGGAAGUCUCUGUGUAUGAAUCAAUACUACGAAGUGCUGUCUUCCUGCCGCGUGCCUGGUCUGAAGAGAGACUCUGUGGUGAACCACGCCAAGAGAUCCACGCCCCCUAAACACAUUGCUGUAGUCCACAACCUUCAGUUUUAUGUGUUGGAGGUGUACAACAGUGAUGGGACUCCGUUGACAGCUGAUGAGUUCUGUGUUCAGCUGGAGAGGAUCUGUAGCUCUUCACUACAGACCGACAUGGAGCCUGUCGGCAUCCUAACCACCCAGCACCGUGACGCUUGGGGCAGGGCCUACGUCACCCUCACCCAGGAUAAGACCAACAAAGAAUCUGUGUCCGCUAUCCAAAGGAGCAUCUUCACUUUGUGUCUGGAUGGAGCGAUGCCUCAAGUAUCCGAUGAGACGUACCGCAGCUAUGCUGCUAUACAGAUGCUGCAUGGAGGAGGCAGCCAGUGGAACAGUGGCAACCGCUGGUUUGACAAGACGCUGCAGUUUAUUAUUGGAGAAGACGGGACAUGUGGCGCUAACUACGAGCACGCCCCAGCUGAGGGCCCACCUAUAGUGGCCUUGAUAGACCACGUUGUAGAAUACACGAGGAAGCCAGAUAUUACUUCUACUCCCAUGGUGCCUUUGCCUAUGCCCCAGAAACUGCACUUCAACAUUACACCUGAGAUCAAGAAGGAUAUUGAGAAGGCCCAGCACGCCAUGAACAUACUGGCCCAAGACCUGGAUAUGAGGGUCAUGGUAUUUGGCCACUUUGGGAAAAAUGUCCCAAAGACCCACAAGAUGAGCCCUGAUGCUUUCAUACAGAUGGCGCUACAACUGGCUUACUACAGGAUGUACCAGUGCUGCUGUGCCACGUAUGAAAGUGCCUCCCAGCGUAUGUUCAGACUGGGCCGUACGGAUACAAUCCGAUCAGCCUCAAGUGCCUCAGCUACCUUUGUCAAGGCCUUCGAUGACCCCAGCAAGCAGAACAUAGAGAAAGUUGAUCUAAUGGUGAAAGCUGUAAACGCACACAGGUCAUACACUACCAUGGCGAUCAGUGGCCAGGCCAUAGACAGACAUCUCCUGGGCCUUAAAAUGGUGGCUGUUGAGGAGAACCUCUCCAUACCUGAUAUCUAUACUGACACCACCUACGCCAAAGCUUUACACUACAAGUUAUCUACAAGUCAGGUACCUUCUAAGACGGACUGCAUCAUGUGUUUCGGCCCGAUUGUACCCGACGGCUACGGUGUGUGCUACAAUCCUAUGAACGAUCACAUCAACUUUGCAGUGUCGUCUUUCAACACCUGUAAAGACACAAAUGCAGCACAUUUGGCCCAGGCUGUGGAGGGGGCCCUGUUGGACAUGAGGACACUGCUGGAACAAUCACCAAGAGCCAAACUGUGAAGGUCCUCCAGGCUUUUCGGGGCUAGUCUCGUGAUGGAUUUUAAUAGGAUGCCCCCUCUUAGUGCGAUUGAGUGACCUUUGAAUGACUGAAUUGUCUUUUCCCCAUGGUAUUGAUGUUUUUUCCUCUGGUGGAACAAUGCUAUUAAUAACAAUUUUUACCGACAGAAAUAUCAUUAACAGAAAUUGUGUUGAUGGAUAUUUGAUCAUUUUAUUAUCGACUAAUCACCUGAUGAGAUCAGUUGCCGUGUGGACACAAUUAAUGCCUGUGUGCCUUCCCAUUCCACUGUUCUUGCUCCAUUGCUGCAGAGGUCACAUGGCAGAACAAUACAGGGGUGGACAGUUCCAGUCUCCACAGACUAAUAAUCCAUGUGAGCGGACUGAUGAACUGAACUCACUGUUUUGGGGAAAUCUUUAAACUAAAAUUGUGCGUUUGACAUUUAGAUCAUUGGUACUCUUUAAAAAGUCUGACUUAGAAUCCGCUUUAUUGGCCAGGUAUGUAGAUUCCUCUCAUUGUAGAUGCACAGAAACAGAAAUGCAGCUAAAGACCGGGACAAUAAAGUGGAAUAAGAGAAAAGACAGAAGAGACACGUAUGUAAAAAGGAACAACAACAUUCUACGGCGACAAGUCCGACUUUUUUCGGUUAACAAUAAUACAUCUGUGUAAUGGUGCAAAUAUGCUGGAGUAGAUAUUAAAUGUAAUACAUGACUUAGGUGAAUAUGUAGUUUUACAGUCUAUUCAAUAUGUCAAGUAAAGAUAGGAAGGAGAAUUCAUGAGGAGUUAGGAAAAGACAACCGAGGUGUUUAGAGGAGCCGGCUGUGGUCGAAUAGUCAAAAUAUUACAUCCUAACGUCUAUUCCUAACCACUUCUCCUUGACCUCUGUGGAAAACAUCACAGGGUCAAGGAAAGGUGGAAAGGAGAAUUCAUGAGGAGUUAGGAAAAGACAACCACGGUGUUUCUCCACUUUCUCUGAGCUACGUAGUUAUGAGGCGACGGCAGGCGCAUGUUUGUGACGUCGUUCUGCAGCGGUGAAGUUACAAUGUUCAGGAGAUUGACUACCAAAAAAAAGAGCAUCUUAGAUACUUCGUCUGUAUUCUUACAGUGUUGUGUCAUCCAGAGACAUAAACAACCCGGUUCAAAGUGUUACUUUAUAACAACAUAAACAACCCGGUUCAAAGUAUUUAUUAACAAAGUUGGAAUAUAAGUGAAAGCAGGAAAAUAAAAGUGAAACCAAUGUGUUGUUUCAAACAUGCUGAAUUAAAUACGUUUUGCCACUAACUGUGUUAGGUGUUGACUUGAUAGUAAAAAGAAUUUUGGGGGAAAAG